Molecule: messenger RNA, 249 nt
Organism: Colletotrichum graminicola M1.001
Lineage: Eukaryota; Fungi; Ascomycota; Sordariomycetes; Glomerellales; Glomerellaceae
Exons: 2
Coding region: 1-249 (82 amino acids)
Source: RefSeq, a predicted model, not a curated record
AUGUCGCUGUGGGUCUCAGCGAAUUGUGGCGGCUGGCGGUGUAGGCGCAAGCGGCCCGUCUUCCCAGCCCUGCGGGGCAUGGUUAGCGACACGGCCGCUACGGAGCUUCAGCUGGUUUUUGAGGCCAGGGAUGUGAGAAAACGCGUCGCGGAGCGCAAAGAGGGCUUUGCAGCUGCGGUCGCCCGCGCUGAGAACAAGUGGCCUGAUAGACAGCUGCUGGCGGGCCUUGUCUUUAGCCGCUGGACGUAG